Molecule: messenger RNA, 3357 nt
Organism: Sardina pilchardus (European sardine)
Lineage: Eukaryota; Metazoa; Chordata; Actinopteri; Clupeiformes; Clupeidae
Product: NACHT, LRR and PYD domains-containing protein 14-like
Exons: 10
Coding region: 19-3207 (1062 amino acids)
Biological process (GO): intracellular signal transduction
Molecular function (GO): protein binding
Source: RefSeq, a predicted model, not a curated record
CACAAAGUCGUCACUUUCAUGAAGAAUGAAUUGAAGAGACUCAAGAAGCUCCUGAGUCCAGAUUACCCAGAAUCCCCUUGUGAUGAUGAGGACAAUGAGGAGGACCAGAGAGAUGCCAGAGACGGAGCUCUGAAGAUUGCAGCGCACAUCCUGAGGAACAUGAGUCAAGAGAUCCUCGCUCAGCAGCUGGAGAAAUACGGAAUGUUCCCUAGAUGCCAACAAGAGCUUAAAUAUAGGCUAACAAAGAAGCUUCAGAGAGUAUCUGAAAGUGUCCAUAAUGAGGGAAAGCCUACCUUCCUGGAGACAGAUCUCUACAUGACAGGUGGAGAAAGCCUAGAAGUCAAUACUGAACAUGAAGUCAGACAGAUUGAGAUGGCGUCCAAGAGAAAUGUAACAAAAGGGGACACACCAAUAAAAUGUACAGACAUCUUCAAGCCCUCCCCUGGACAAGACAAACCCAUCAGAACUGUGCUGACAAAGGGAGUGGCUGGCAUUGGAAAAACAGUCUCUGUGCAGAAGUUUAUUCUCGAUUGGGCUGAAGGGAAAGCCAAUCAAGAUAUCAGUUUAGUCUUUCCUCUUCCUUUUCGGGAGCUGAACCUGAUGAAAGACAAACAUUUCACUCUUAUGGACCUGAUUCAUUACUUCUUCAGUGAAACAAAGGACUUUGCCUUCUCCAAACCAGAAAGAUACAAGAUGGCUUUCAUCUUUGACGGUCUGGACGAAAGCAGACUUCCUCUAGACUUUCAACACAGAGAAUGCAUCUACAGUGUAACAGAAUCUGCCUCUGUGGAUGUCCUUCUCACAAACCUGAUCCAGGGAAAUCUGCUUCCCUCCGCUCUUGUUUGGAUCACCUCCAGACAGGCAGCAGCCAAUCAAAUUCCUCCUGAAUUUGUUGACCGGGUGACUGAAGUUGGGGGUUUCAGUGACCCACAGAAGGAGGACUAUUUGAGGAAGAAAAUCACAGAUGAUGAGCUGGCCAACAAAAUCAUCACACAUCUGAAGUCAUCCAGGAGCCUCUACAUCAUGUGUCACAUUCCAGUCUUCUGUUGGAUGGCAGCCACUAUUCUGGAGUGCAUCAUGACUGAAGCAGAGAGUGGAGAGAUUCCAAAGUCUUUGACUCAAAUAUACACACACUUCCUGAUCAUACAAUCCAAACACAGGAGUCAGAAAUAUGGGACCCGUGAUAUGGAAGCACUCUGGAACCUGAGGUUCAUUCUGUCCCUGGGAAAACUGGCCUUUCAGCAGCUGGAGAAGGGCAAUCUGAUCUUUUAUGAGGAGGACCUGAGAGAGUGUGACAUUGGUUUGAUAGAAGCAUUUGUGUACUCAGGACUGUGCACUCAGAUCUUCAGAGAGGAGGCUGGGCUGUACCAGGGGAAAGUGUUCUGCUUUGUUCAUCUGAGUGUUCAAGAGUUCCUUGCCGCUGUAUAUGUGUUUUUGGAUAUUAGCAUGAGAGAGGGCAAUAUCUCUGACCAGCACCAAACUUCUCAACUGCAUUCACUGUUCAGUGCUAACAGACUUAAUGACCUACACCAGAUAGCAGUGGAUCUGGCCUUAAACAAUGAAAAUGGACACCUUGAUCUUUUCCUGAGGUUUCUUCUGGGCCUCUCACUGGAGUCCAAUCAGAAACUCUUACAAGGCCUGCUACCACAGAUCAGAAGCAGCUCACAGAACACAGAGCAAACAGUCAAAUACAUCCAGGAGAAGAUCAAAGAAACCUCCAGUCCAGAGAGAUGCAUCAACCUGUUCCACUGUCUGUAUGAACUGAAUGACCACUCCCUGAUGGAGGAGGUCCAGGGCUACUUGAGGAAGGAAAAUAAAUCUCGAGGGAAUCCCUCUCUUUCCCAGCUGUCAGCACUGACCUUUGUGCUGCUGAUGUCUGACCAGGAGCUGGAGGAGUUAAAGCUGUUGGAUUACGGUCUCCAUGCUGGAUCAGAUGAAGGUCUGCAGAGGAUGCUGCCAGCAGUUAAAGCAACGAGAAAAGUCCAGAUGAGUUGGUGUGACCUCACAGAAAAGAGUUGUGCGGCUUUAGGUUCAACUGUCAGCUCAAACUCCUCCAGCCUGAGACAGUUGGACCUGAGUGUUAAUAAUCUGGGAGAUUCAGGAGUGGAGCUGCUCUCUACUGGUCUGGAGCAUCCAAACUGUAGACUGGAGAAACUUGAACUAUGGCGUUGUGAGCUCACAGAGAAGAGCUGUGCAGCUUUAUCUUCAGCUCUCAGAUCAAACUCUUCCAGUCUGAGACAUCUGAACCUGAAUUACAAUAAUCUGGGAGAUUCAGGAGUGGAAUUUCUUUCUACUGGUCUGGAGCAUCCAAACUGUAGACUGGAGACGCUGAAGCUGUGGAGUUGUAAACUCACGGAUAUGAGCUGUGCAGCUUUAUCUUUAGCUCUCAGCUCAAAUACUUCCAGUCUGCGACAACUGCAGCUAAGUGAAAAUAAUCUGGGAGAUUCAGGAGUGGAGCUGCUUUCUACUGGUUUUGAACAUCCAAACUGUAGACUGGAGACACUGGAGCUGUGGGAUUGUAAACUCACAGAGAAGAGCUGUGCAUCUUUAUCUUCAGUUCUCAGCUCAAACUCUUCCAGUCUGAGACAGCUGGACAUCAGUUACAAUAACCUGAGAGACUCAGGAGUGAAGCUGCUUUCUACUGGUCUGGAGCAUACAAACAGUCAACUGAUGACACUAGAGCUUAAGGGUUGUGACCUCACAGAGAACUGCUGUGCAGCUUUAUCUUCAGUUCUCAGCUCAAAGUCUUCCAGUCUGAGACAGCUGGACCUGAGUGGGAAUAAUGUGGGAGAUUCAGGAGUGGACCUGCUUUCUACUGGUCUGGAGCAUCCAAACUGUAGACUGGAGACACUGAAGCUGAGGGGUUGUAACCUCACAGAGAUGAGCUGCAUAGACUUAUCUUCAGCCCUCGACUCAAACUCUUCCAGUCUGAGACAGCUGGACCUGAGUAACAAUAACCUGGGAGAUUCAGGAGUGAAGGUGCUUUCUACUGGUCUGGAGCAUCCAAACUGCAGACUGGAGAAACUGGAGCUACGGAAGUGUAACCUCACCGUGAGCUGUUCAUCUCUAGCUGCAGCUCUCAGAUCAAACCCCUCCAGUCUGAGAGAGCUGGACCUCAGACACAACACACUGCAGCCGUCUGGAGUGGAGCUGCUUUCUGCUCUACAGAGAGACUCUACAUAUAAACUGACUCAACUAGAGUAUUAACUGGGGAGAAAUCAAACAUCCGUCAGUGUGACUGGUGACUCAAUAUCAGAUGAUCAUCCAACUGCCCCACACAUCAGCACUAUGUUUCUAUAUGUUUAAUGCUAAUUUAAAAUAUUUAGUUUGUUAUGAAGUGACGCAUUGAUUAGCAUU